ACCAUCUAAGGCGAGUGACUGGUAUACACGAGUAAGGAUAAAUCCUUGGUUCGAUUCUGGUCCUCGUCCCGUAUAAUUUCACGCGAAAAUUUCAAAAGUUUAGUGCUUGAAGGGGUUUAAACACCAAGUGUUGGAUUCAGUAUAUAAUCAAAAUAAAAGCACAUAAAUUUCAUCGUGGACACAAGGUUUAAUUUUUACACACAGAACGGACCAUCGGUUCUCUCGGGUUUCUCUCCCGUAAGAAAAAUUUGAGACUGUAUCGAGAAUAUUGGGACAGACAGUAACGGCACAUGAUCUAGUGGGCUGAAAAAUAUACAAAGGGUGGGGGUAUAUCAAGAUUGGUGCCUCUUUGCCGAGGUAACGCUAGUGAAUGCCGACGAGUCAUCUUUUCAGUCUGAGGUUGGAACGCUUCGCGAGAACACGCACUCUAUAUCAAACUACGCGGUUAUAAUACUGUGUUAUCAGUCGUUGAUUGUGACAUAAAAAAAUGUACGAAACAGCAAAAAUGAAGAAGAAACAUAUCGACGAUGUGCAAACGCAAACGGUUGAUGAACAUUUUAAAUUUCUCCUGGAGGAUAACAGUGUCAUCAAUCCGGAAGCAACCGAUGUAACACCCGAUGAUCUUCCAGACUGGUACGAUAAAAAUUUGUAUAAAGAAGCUCAAAAAUUUUAUUUGCGAAAUAUAUUAUCAAUGAUGGCGGCAGCCACAGUCGGAAUUAUUGCAGUAUUUUCAGUGGUGACAAUACGAAAGAUACUCGAGCACACAAAACGAAGUAGUUCGACUCGCAUGGCUUUUAAAAGAUAUGUUGAAACUCUUUUGCACAUACACAACUUAUCUACGUGCGAUUUAAAUGACAUAGACUCCAAAUGGUACAAGUCGAUGAAUGUAAUUCGUUGGCAUCACAAAAUGGGCAGCAAGAAAGCAAAGAACGCUGGUAUUGGAGAAAUUACACAAAGGGACAUGGUACUCACUCAAUUUGGUUUCUUGGGAUACCUCUUUCUCUUUCCCAAGUCUUUUGGAACGUGCAGUACAUUGGAAGAAGAUGAAGCGAUUAAUCAUUUCUGGCGUGUAAAUGGCUACAUGUUAGGAAUCCCUGAUAGGUUUAAUUUGUGUCGCAAAAAUGCAAAAGAGACCACUGAACUAUGUGAAAAGAUCAAAGAUCUGUAUGGAACUUAUUUACGCGAUGCUCCGCGUGAAUUUCAUGACAUAACAACACAUGCUUUGGAUGGCGUUUGGUAUAUUGAUAUCUUAACGGAUAAAGAUUCUUUUAUGUCAUUCAUCUAUAAAUUACAUGGUCUCGAAUAUAAAAAGCUUGGAUGGUACAGUUGGUUAGUUGCAAAAUAUCGUGAAUGGCUGUUUUAUUUGUGCCUUGUACCUUAUGUCAGAGUAGUAAUGAAAAUAUAUAGUUACUACUUGGUUAAGUUCAUACUUUGGAACUCGCAAAACUUUCCUCUACUUGCAUGGAUGAAAUUUGGGAGAGAGAAUGUUAAGCUUAAUUUAUACCCUAAACACUAACAGUUGUAAACACGACGUUAUGGACGGCGCACAGUGACUUCUUCCCCGGAGAUAUUAUUUACAGAAUGUGUUAGACUUUUAUAAAUAUUAUACCAAUUAAUAUUUUUUAUAGACAUUUUAAUAGGAAUCUUCAAAUGCCUAUAACAUGCAGUAAUUUGUAGUUAUCGACGUUAGUUGAGUUUCACUAAAAAAAAAGUAAUAUAAGUAUGUAUUAAGAACUAACAAUAAUUUUUAAUUUUGUAGAAUUGUCUUACAUGAUAAUGUACUUCCUUUAUUAUAACUAUAUGUAUAAUUAUUUUUAAGAGUUUAAGUUUUUCAGCUUAUGUAGAAUCGAUUCGAUUGCAGAUCGAUACUAACUUUAUUAUUAACAGUUAUAAUUUCUCAUGUAAAUAAAAGAAUUAAUAUCAAAUGAUCUAACAAGUAAAUUUGUGGAAAGGAAACGCCCUUAGGAAAAUGACUCUGUCUACAAAUUUCUUUGGGAAUGUCCAACUAUUUUUGUUUUUGCAGAUAUGUCGUGGAUAUCAAAUAAUUGCGAGAAAUGCAUGCAAUAAAUUUCGGCUGUACAUCAAUAUUUUUGUUAGUUGUAUAUAAAUUUAUUUAACUCUGCAAUUGUGUUACAUUGUGUUACAAAAUUGCCUUACAUUAGACGUUAUUGCAUGCAAAUGUCACAUAUUCUUCAAAUAAUGUUUAUGAACUACAUAUAAUAUUAUAAAAGACAAGUUGAAAUAUUGAAUAUGUUAAAAAUUACUUGUACUUUUACCUAGGAAUUUCCAGCAAAAUAUUAAAAAGUUUCUGUCAAGGAAAAAA
Molecule: messenger RNA, 2323 nt
Organism: Vollenhovia emeryi
Lineage: Eukaryota; Metazoa; Arthropoda; Insecta; Hymenoptera; Formicidae
Exons: 10
Coding region: 488-1516 (342 amino acids)
Source: RefSeq, a predicted model, not a curated record